Engraulis encrasicolus (European anchovy) is the source of this 319-nucleotide messenger RNA. It is a transcript of the gene nms, whose product is annotated as neuromedin S. The record is from RefSeq and is a predicted model, not a curated record. The coding region runs from base 32 to 265 and encodes 77 amino acids. The transcript is spliced from 6 exons. NCBI's taxonomy places the organism in Eukaryota, Metazoa, Chordata, Actinopteri, Clupeiformes, Engraulidae.
UUUACCGCUCAUCUCAACAGAGUGUGAGAAAAUGGGAGGCAGACGAGAGGGUUCUUUAUGUCACUUUUCCUGGAGACAUCAACCCACGGAUGAGAACCAGAACAUGUUCAAACGGUUCCUCUUCCACUACUCUAAGAACCAGAAUGCAGGAGGUCCCUUACAGAAGGAUUCCAACUCUGUCCAUCCUCUGAUGCGUCUCUCCCCAAACCUCGCGGCACGACGGAAGAAGCAACUCCUGCUCGCAUCCCUGGGUCCUCAGGGAUGACCCCUCCCCUCCCCCUCCUCGUCUCCUGGUGACCUUCAGAUGACCUAGUGACCU